Messenger RNA from Aspergillus bombycis, 1041 nucleotides. Its product is annotated as proline racemase family protein. The coding region runs from base 1 to 1041 and encodes 346 amino acids. The transcript has a single exon. Lineage: Eukaryota; Fungi; Ascomycota; Eurotiomycetes; Eurotiales; Aspergillaceae. Gene Ontology annotation, molecular function: 4-hydroxyproline epimerase activity. The record is from RefSeq and is a predicted model, not a curated record.
AUGCCGUUCAAACGCAGCUUCAACACCGUCGGUGUUCACUGUGCCGGGGAAACUUGUGAUGUAGUCGUCGGAGGUGUUCGAGAUGUGCCCGGAAGAACCAUGUAUGAGAAAAUGAUGUACGUGUGGAAGAACAAUGACGAGCUUCGUAACCUUCUGCUCAACGAACCCCGCGGCUGCCCUGCCAUGUGUCACAACCUUCUUCUCCCUCCGUGCAAUCCCGAAGCCGACAUUGGGUUCAUCAUCAUGGAGCAUGAAGAAUACCCACCUAUGUCCGGAGCCAACACCAUCGCGACGGCUACAUGUCUCCUGGAGACUGGUAUAAUCCCCAUGGAAGAGCCGGAAACAGUCGUGAAGCUGGAUGCACCAGCUGGUUUGGUUACUGUAUAUGCCAACUGCAGCAACGGCAAAUGCAAGAGAGUCAGAUUUCACAACGUUCCGGCCUUUGCCUUUGCCCUUGAUAAGGAGAUCACGGUCCCAGGACUCGGUACUGUUAAGGUUGAUAUCGUUUACAGCGGCAUGAUCUUCGUUUUGGUAGAUGCUGCUUCCGUGGGGAUCAAGAUAAAGAGUUCGCAAGGAGCCAAUAUCGUUGAAGUUGGCGAGCGCAUCAAGCGUGCUAUGGCAGAGCAGACCGACCCGGUCCACCCUGAAAAUCCGCAAAUCCGCGGUGCCACCAUUCUGGAAUUUACAGACCCCGUUACAAACUAUAAAGACGGGAAAGCCUCACUUAACACAGUUGUUGUAUCGCCUGGACGACUUGAUCGGAGCCCUUGCGGCACUGGCACUUGCGCCCGGUUAGCAGCUCUCCAUGCAAGAGGCGAGUUAGCUGAUGGCGAGCCCCUCUACCAUUAUGGCAUUACUGGGACGGAGUUUAUCGGCCGUAUUCAUGGAACCACCAAGGUCGGAAAUUAUGAUGCCGUUUAUCCUUCUGUGACAGGCAGUGCUUGGAUUACAAGCUUCAAGCAGGUUGUUUUAGAUGCGACGGAUCCAUUCCCAGAGGGGUUGCGGGUUGGAGACGUGUGGAAAAUGGACUCUGAGGAAUGA